Cryptomeria japonica (Japanese cedar) is the source of this 2277-nucleotide messenger RNA. RefSeq names its product asparagine--tRNA ligase, cytoplasmic 1. Gene Ontology annotation, biological process: asparaginyl-tRNA aminoacylation. The transcript is spliced from 8 exons. The record is from RefSeq and is a predicted model, not a curated record. Gene Ontology annotation, cellular component: mitochondrion. NCBI's taxonomy places the organism in Eukaryota, Viridiplantae, Streptophyta, Pinopsida, Cupressales, Cupressaceae. The coding region runs from base 184 to 1872 and encodes 562 amino acids. Gene Ontology annotation, molecular function: nucleic acid binding; asparagine-tRNA ligase activity; ATP binding.
GCGUAAUUCCUCAGCGAUCAUAGGCUGUAACAGACAAAAACACUAAUGUAUCAAAGAACAAGAUUUUUGCAAAAGCACGAUUUAUGCAGGGCUCUGAAGCAAUCGUGAAAGCCAUACAUUUGGAAGAGCGAUAACCAAUCGGGGGCGUGUGUUGGCAUAUCAGUGUGUUUGUUGUUGUCGUUCAUGGGUACUGAAGAAUCCCUCACAAGUGCCAUGGAGAACAUUAGUGUUUCCUUUGAAGUUGCCCAGGCAAAGUAUUCGAGAAGGGUGCUGAUCAAAUCCAUAAUAAAACGUCCGGAUAAGGGGCAGGGCCUGUUUGGACAAAGUGUUGUUGUAGGUGGAUGGGUCAAGACAUCUAGAGCGCACGGAGGUAUUACUUUUCUCGAAGUGAAUGAUGGGUCUUGCUUUGAUAAUCUUCAGGUGUUGGUAAAUGGGGAGGUUUUUUCUCUGGCUCAGCUUACACCAACAGGGACCUGUGUAAUGGUGGAAGGUGAGCGGACGCAACCACCUGAAGGAAAAGAGCAGAAGGUGGAAUUAAAACUUACGAAGGUUUUGGAAGUGGGUACUGUGGAUCCCAGAAAGUACCCAAUUGCCAAGACCUACUUGCCCUUGGAGCAUCUGAGGAGUUAUGUACACCUCAGGGCCAGAACAAACACGAUUUCAGUUGUUGCACGAAUUCGCAAUGCCCUGGCAUAUGCAACACACACUUUUUUCCAGAAUCAUGGUUUUAAUUAUAUACAGACUCCUAUUAUCACAACUAGUGAUUGUGAGGGUGCUGGGGAAAUGUUUCAAGUUACAACACUAUUUAGUGAGGCAGAUAAGUUAGCGCGUGAUUUAAAGGAAAACCCUCCACCUACUGAAGCGGAUAUGGAAGCUUAUAAGCUUCUUGUUAAAGACAAAGGUCAACGAGUGUCAGAUUUGAAAACAAACAAAGCUGAUAAGGCAUCAAUUGGUGCAGCGGUUUCUGAGCUUCAGAAGGCAAAAGACCAGCUAUUAAAGUUGGAAGAAAGGUUUAAAUUAAAACCUGGCCUUCCAGAAAAAGAUGGGAACAUUGAUUUUUUUCAUGACUUCUUUGCACGACAGGCAUUUCUGACUGUCUCUGGUCAGCUCCAGGUUGAAACCUAUGCUUGUGCUUUGAGUAGUGUUUAUACAUUUGGGCCAACAUUCCGGGCUGAAAAUUCUCAUACCUCAAGGCAUCUUGCAGAAUUUUGGAUGGUUGAACCUGAAAUUGCUUUUGCAGAUUUGGAGGAUGACAUGAACUGUGCAGAAGAUUAUGUGAAAUUUCUUUGUCAGUGGUUGCUUGAUAACUGCCUUGAUGAUAUGAAAUUCAUCACAGAUAAGAUUGACAAGACUGCCAUAGACCGUCUUCAAAAAAUAGUUUCAACUCCAUUUGCACGUAUUACCUACACAGAGGCUGUUCAACGACUAGAGAAGGUCACAGAUAAGAAAUUUGAUAACAAGGUAGAAUGGGGCAUUGAUUUGGCAUCAGAACAUGAAAGAUAUUUAACGGAGGUUAUAUAUGAAAAGCCAGUUAUUGUGUACAACUAUCCAAAAACGAUCAAGGCAUUUUACAUGCGACUUAAUGACGAUAACAAGACUGUUGCUGCCAUGGAUGUACUUGUGCCAAAGGUUGGGGAGUUAAUAGGUGGGAGCCAAAGGGAGGAGCGAUUGGAAGUUAUUGAGAAAAGGAUUGAAGAUAUGGGCUUGCCAAGAGAGCCCUAUGAAUGGUACCUUGAUCUACGUAGAUUUGGAACUGUGAAACAUUGUGGAUUUGGCCUAGGGUUUGAACGUAUGGUUCUGUUUGCAACUGGAUUGGAGAAUAUAAGAGAUGCAAUUCCAUUCCCUCGAUACCCAGGGAAGGCUGACCUGUGAACAUGGUGUGUAUCUUUACGCUGAUGGAAUAUUUGGUCACACUCAAGCUGGACAACACCCAAAGUGAACCAAUUAAAUGCUAUUGGAGCUUAACGAGAUGACAAUAACAAUUGGAGCUUAACCAGACGACACCACCAAAUUUCUUUAUGCUCAAUUAAUUGGUCUUGGGAGUUUCAAGGAAUCUGUAGUCAUUGGAUUGUUAGGCAGUCCCAAGUAUCCUUAAUCAUUGAUUUGUACAUGUAGGUCUACAUGGUUAGAAGAAAGCAACCUUCUGCUCUUCAUUUUAGAUCUUCGUGUUGUCUACGAUGUUUCCAUCUUUUUGUUGGGUCGAUUUUUUUUAUACAAUAUUAUGAUUUAAGAGGUAGUUUUACUAGUUGCUUAAUAAAAUUUAUUUAUGUAGAAGCU